Amborella trichopoda is the source of this 3102-nucleotide messenger RNA. RefSeq names its product homeobox-leucine zipper protein ATHB-21. The record is from RefSeq and is a predicted model, not a curated record. Gene Ontology annotation, cellular component: nucleus. Lineage: Eukaryota; Viridiplantae; Streptophyta; Magnoliopsida; Amborellales; Amborellaceae. Gene Ontology annotation, molecular function: DNA-binding transcription factor activity, RNA polymerase II-specific; sequence-specific DNA binding. Gene Ontology annotation, biological process: positive regulation of DNA-templated transcription.
AAACAAUUUUUUUCGAUGGAUUUUUUAGGUACAUUAUAUUUUAAGGUUGCAACCUUAUAUAAACUUUUUCCCUUUAUAUAUAGUAGUAACCAACCACCCACCGUUCUGUACCUUCAAUGGUCAAUGGAGGUUAGCUGCUCUUCCCUGAUUGGACUUCAUGACAGAACAAUGGGUCUGUCCUGUACUUUCAACGGUUAGCGGAUGUUAGUUCAACACUGAUGGGGCUUAUUAACAGAAGGGAACAUUGGGCAUCGACACCAUCUAUUGAUAAGGGUUUUUUGGGUGCCUCAGACGGAGAAUUGUAUAUUUUACCUUACCUCAGUUAGGAUGAAUGUUAAGAAAACGAGAAAAUUUUCCUCUUGCCAGUUCGCUAUGAACGUUGCGAAUACUCUGCCGGGUUUUAUCUUCGGUUAAAAAGAAUAGGCUUUGUGGUAUCCAAUUGUAGUUAGGGGGAUCUAUGUGACCUAAUAUUUUCUCAAAAAUCUUCAAUGGAUCCCAACCAAACGAAACGGAAAAUAAAAAUGUAUUUGAGAGCUCAACAUUAUGGCCUAUAAAAUAGGAAGCUCCAAAUUUUGUCAUCUAGUUCUUUUUAGUUAGUCUAUAAUAGUAAACAAGAUUUGAGAUUUUGGGGUAAAUCAAAUUCCGGAUUUAACAGAAACAAAUGAACGACGAUCCCACGACCAAGAAGACCACCUAAUUUAUUUCCCUAAAAUAUAAUAUCCUGCCCAAUCUUAAUCAAAACUACAAUUAUUGCGAUAGCAUUUAGGGCAUGUUGAAAGAACUUUUCCCUUUGUGAUUAAGUGUGGGAAUUUCUUUAUACCAAUUGGUGUGAAAAGAUGUGUACAACGAUUACACAUUUGUAUAAAUUUCUCGAUGAUUGGAUUAACUAUUAAAGCCCUAGAGUUAUUGAUUCGGUAGGUCCAAAAAUGAUGGAAAGGUCCAUAAAAAAAAAAACAAAGUAAAUCUGUGGAUGCAAAACCUGCCUAAAGAUGUGAGAGCUUCAGACGGCCGCUCCACAGGUAGAGAAAGAGAGGAUAGAGAGAGAAGAGAAGAAAUAAUGGAAAAAAGGGCCGGAUGGGGUUUUGGGGAAUUCCAAAUGCUGUCCGGUAUCAGAAACAUUAGAAUAUAUUUUAUUGUUUGAUAUCAGUACUACCGGAUAGGUAAAUAACAAUGUAUGGUAUCCAAACCACGAAAGAGAGAGUGUGUGGCUUGUGAAAUAAUAGUUCCUUCUUUUUGAGGUGGUAAUUGGCGGGGUAAAAAAAUCCUUGUAAUUUAUAUGUAAAAUGGUACUGUAGGGACAUGAAAGGUGGCCGUAUGUAAAUAGCUAUUUAUUUACACUUAAACAGUAUGAGGUGGUUUUUCUUGAGAAGCAUUUUAGGAUGAAGUUGCAGGGAUUUAAGUGUUUGAAGCGACAAGGGUGAGGUGAGUUUUGAGCGGCAAUGUAAACGAAAGUGGGAGUUGAAGAGGAAUAAAUAGGACACAAUGCACAUUUGGUUUGGAUUGAAGUCAGGAAAACAAGUCCAAAAAAGAAGCUAAGUCCUGCUGCAUUAAGUGGUGUUGUAUGCGUUGGGGGGUUCCGAAUUCAUUCAUUCAGAAUACCAAUGGCUUCAGCAGGCAGCGAGGAGCUCGCGCGUGUAGAGAGAGAGGGAGAGAAGUGUCAGUGAGAGUUUGAAAAAGGUAAUGGUAGGACGAAGGGAGGAAGGAGGACCACAAAGUAAGAAGAAGGCGACAGAUGAUGAUGCUGCAAGAAAGAGUAGCAGUAGGAGUAGGAGUAGGAGUAGGAGUAGCAGUAGCAGUAGUACCACAUCACCUUCUUCGCAACUGGACUGCACUCUCUCUCUCUCCCUCUUACUCUGGUUACCAGCAGAGUCCCCACAUUCACAACCAAAUUAAGGAUUGGAGAAGUAGCCCCAUCCUAGGCUAUCAUUCUUCCCGUGGGUGGUCCUCCAACUCUCCCCUCACCUUGCUUAUAUAUGUUGUUCUUUGACGGACCCAUCCAUCAUCCCUAGUUAAGUGAGAGAGUUUCGUAGGUAAAUGAUGAUGCCAUGGAAUGGCAACCUGCUACUCCCGCCCUAUGGAGGGGGAGGGUGGUCACAUUCCCCUUCUAUGGCUGCUGUCUACAAUGAUGGACCUGGAGGUGGUGCAAUGGGGGCGUUCCUUAAGCAAGAAGGGGGAACUGGAAGGAAGAGGAGGUUGAGUGAGGAACAGAUUGAAUCUCUCGAGAAAUGCUUCCAAGAAGAGACCAAGUUACAACCUGAAAGGAAGAUGAGGCUGGCCGGUGAGUUGGGGCUGCAUCCCCGCCAGGUAGCUGUGUGGUUCCAAAACAGACGAGCCAGGUGGAAGUCGAAGCAGGUGGAGCAUCUCUACCACUCACUCAAGCAUCAGUUUCACUUGGUCUCUAAGGAGAAGCAGAAGCUGCAUGAAGAGGUUUUGAAGCUGAGAGCAGAGCUCAGAGAGAGAGAGAGGGAGAGGGGGAUGACAGCGAGGGAGGAGUCGGGGGUAGUGGAGCUAUCUACAGUGGGAGGGGAGGAGAGCGCAAGUGCAUGUGUUGGGAAUGCCACAACCACCAACUAUGAGGAUAAUGGCGAUGAGGAUGAUGAUACACUCAUGAAAUGCGACUGCCAUCCCUUCUCAACCAUCAACUGCCGCUAUGGAGCAGGAUGCAGCGACGACAACAAUUACCUGAUCCCAUGUCUGGAUGAUGAUGGUCGUCCUUCCCAACCCAACUACUACUAUAACUGGGAUGUUGGCCCUGGUUGCAUUAAGUCACUCUGAAUGAUCAUCCCCCCAACAGCAACAAAAGAAUGUAUCGAAAGUUUAGAGGAGCAAAAGUAUGUUUCGCCAUCAGAGUGCAGAAAAUUCAUUCCCUGCCUCAACCCAAAAUCCUUGUUCAACUAAAACUAACUCUUCAAUAUCAAACCAUACCAUUCUCUCUAUCUCUGUCUUGUACAUCAGCGCGGGAUUCAGACUUUGAUAUAGGGUUCCUUACCAUUCAAGCCCCCGUUUCUCCAUUCUGUUACCUUUCGAGGAAAAGUGUGUUUGCUUUUGGAACACAAUGUUUACUUCUUUUAAUUUGAUGGCGCGUUCAAAGCCUUGAAGCUA